Blepharisma stoltei is the source of this 609-nucleotide messenger RNA. The record is from the annotation of a GenBank genome assembly. Lineage: Eukaryota; Ciliophora; Heterotrichea; Heterotrichida; Blepharismidae.
AUGAAUUUGGGAGAAAAUCGAGAAAAUGAAGAGUUCUUAAGGUGCUGUGGAGGACCUUAUGAAAAAUUUUUAUGUUUGACGCUAAAAUUCGCUGUUGUAAUUAUUGCAAUUAUUGACAUUGGGUUGGGAUUUAUAGGUGUUUGAACACUUAUAAUUGUAGCGGGAUAUUAUGAGAUGCUUCAGCAUCUAUCUCUUUGAAUGUAUUUACGGCCGGUACUUUCAGUAGUAGGAGGAUUUUUCCGAAUGUUUGGCUUAUACGCUAUGCUGAGAGCUGACCACUCGAAAUUGCGAUAUUACUCAGUAUAUAAAAUUAUAGAAUUUUUUAUGCUUUGCAUUUUCAGGCCUCUUGAAUAUGUAUAUUGCGAAGUAAAUGAUACAUGCGGGUGGCUUUACUUUAUUAGCGUGUGAAUUGGAACAUUUAUAUCGCUUAUUUAUACGAAAACUGUAUGGAGUACAAACGUAAGAUUAAGAAACAACGAGACUUUAUUGGUGAUGCAUGGAAAAGCAGUUGCAGAAUUGCUGGAACAAAGGAGAAAUUUUAUAUAUCAGCCUGUUUAUGGGGUUCCAAUAUCCCAAACUCAAUUCAGCCUAUCGAUGGCACAGGCAUAA